CGAGAGGGAGAAAGGGGAAGGGAAAGCGAGCGAGUGGGAGUUGUUUGGAGAAGGGGGAAAAAGAGAAAGGGGUAAGGAGACGGUGGUACUUUGUUUCGUCCGUGACACUCAGAGCCUCCCAGUCAGUGUUAUUCUGAUUUCUCUCUCUCUGGUUCUCUGGUUGGAUUGGCAUCACCCUGGCUUUUCUUCCUGGCUGCACUACAAGGACCCACUACAUCUCCAAGGAAAUGUGUGCAGGAAGAUGCACUGUCUGUUUGUGUAUGUAUGUGUGAAUGAGUGAGUGUGUGUCUGUCUCUGUUAAUGCAUUCCUGGCUGGAUGUUUGCGUCGUGUGUGUUUAUGUGUCAGAAGAGGAAGAGGCAACAAGGCUACCGUUGGGGUUCUGCAGUGUGAGUGACCCAGCUGGGGUCCAGUCUCUCCCGUGUAGGCAGGUAGGAGCUCUGUCCUGCUCUCCUCUCCACCUGGCCUCCAUGAGUUUAUCUGAGGACACACAUCUCCUCCCUGGAAGAUGGGAAAUGCUUCAGACACAGCCCUGUUUGUCUCCACAAUCUCAAAGGAGCUUGACUUCCUCAUGGGCACGCUCUACAGCAUAUUCUGUGUUCUGUCUCUCCUGGGGAAUGGCAUCUUGAUGCUUGUUGCGUAUCGUAAGCGCUUGUCCUUGAAGCCGGCCGAGUUCUUCAUCAUUAACCUGUCCAUCAGCGACCUUGGGAUGACCCUGUCUUUAUUCCCUCUGGCCAUUCCCUCUGCAUUCGCUCACAAGUGGUUGUUUGAUGAGAUCACCUGUCAGUUCUAUGCUAUGUGUGGGGUUCUGUUUGGUCUGUGCAGCCUGACCAACCUCACAGCUCUCUCCUCCAUCUGUUGCCUCAAAGUCAGCUUCCCUAACUAUGGUAACAAGUUCUCCUCGUCCCAUGCCUGCGUCCUGGUGGUGGCUGUGUGGUGUUACGCCUCUGUGUUCGCCAUCAGUCCCCUGGCACAGUGGGGACACUACGGGCCCGAGCCUUAUGGCACUGCCUGCUGCAUUGACUGGCACGCGCCCAACCACGAGCUGUCAGCCCUGUCUUACAUCGUCUGCCUGUUCCUUUUCUGCUACGCUCUGCCCUGCACCGUCAUUUUCCUCUCCUACACCUUCAUCCUGCUGACGGUGCGCGGCUCUCGCCGGGCCGUCCAGCAGCAUGUGUCAUCCCAAACCAAAACCACCAAUGCACAUAGCCUCAUUGUCAAGUUGUCGGUAGCAGUAUGCAUCGGUUUCCUUGGUGCAUGGAGCCCUUACGCCAUAGUGGCCAUGUGGGCGGCAUUUGGUGAUGCCACCAUCGUGCCUCCUGCUGCAUUCGCCCUGGCGGCCAUCUUUGCCAAAUCGUCCACCAUCUAUAACCCUAUGGUCUACCUGCUGUGCAAACCCAACUUCCGCAAGUGUCUUUGCCGAGACACGUCCACAUUCCGCAAUAGGAUCUGCAGGGGCAGCCCCCGGCCUGAACAGAAAGACCCCUUUGGAUCCAUAUCACAACCAUCCCAGAGAAACAACAAGGAAAUGAGCAUCUCAUACGGACAGCCAGAGAGCCCCGUAGCGUGUCUGCACUGUGCUGAGGAUGGAGCUCCUUGCCAAACAGGGACCACGUCCCAGAGGACUGCCUACAUACUGACCGGCUCCACCUACGGCAAGGUGACUGUCAAUCAACUCUCUGCCAAUCUGCAGGCUGAUUUCCUCUAGUAUUGCAUCAGAACUGCAUCCUACCCUAAUCGUUCAGACAGGGAUGGUGAGAUUGCCAGGGGGAAAGAGAUGGCCAGGAAGGGAGAGACUGACAGUAAAAUGGCAAAAAGUCUUGGUUGAAUCAUAUGUUGCAAUCUGGCACACAAGCCAACAUGACAGUAUCUGUGUCAGUGAGAGAUGAUGGGCCCAUCUUAACUCAUCAGCAUUUUCUGACAUUUGCAUGUACCUCAGCAGCUGUUGCACUCAUUCUUACCACAGCAAACAAGAGAAUAUUGAGAGUCCAAUGUCUUACAAGUUGGUCAACACAAACAACCAAGAAUAUUAAAUUGUACACAAAAGUGUUAACUGAACUAUUGAAAUAUAUUUAUAAAAGACAACAUUUGUUAUUAUUAUUAAGUGCAGUGGAUUUAUCCAGGAAAAUCAUGAGGCAAGGAGACAGAACUAAUGAAAAUAGGUGCCCAAUGAUCCCACACAUCAUGCAAUGUUCACAUCUGUGUAGCGGGGACGAUAUGAAAAUAUUAAAGCUAAUCAUCAUCAACUCAUCUGGUUAAACUGUGCCGGUGAAGAGUGAGACCUUGGCUGAAUUUUUCCUGACAUAUUUCCAAUGCAUUGCUGAUAGAAUUGGGCUGUAAAGUAGCCCUGGUUUCCCUUCAGACCAUUGUGUUGCUGUGCUGUAGACCUUGAUGUGUAUUUGUAAUAAGAGAGCAUAUCUAUAGUAUCAUUAUGACCUUAUUGUAACUGUGAAACAAAUGUUUGAGGCAGUUGCUGUAAUUAUCAAAUUUUAUUACAAAACGUUGAAACAA
Molecule: messenger RNA, 2509 nt
Organism: Salmo salar (Atlantic salmon)
Lineage: Eukaryota; Metazoa; Chordata; Actinopteri; Salmoniformes; Salmonidae
Product: opsin-5
Biological process (GO): G protein-coupled receptor signaling pathway; visual perception
Cellular component (GO): membrane
Molecular function (GO): G protein-coupled receptor activity
Source: RefSeq, a predicted model, not a curated record